CACUGCGAGGCAAUCGAGUCGUCCACUCGUCGGGCGCACCACACCGCAACGCAACGCAACGCACCGCACACACACGCGGACCCCCCUUGCUCGUUCGCCCCGGCCUUCCAAACCGACAAAACCCCAAAAGCACAAACAUGGACGACCGUCCUSCCGGGACCCUGGAUGCGCCGGUGCCGCCCGCGAUCGCACCAAAGCGGGAGGAUCGGCAGCAGCAGCACGACGACGAUUCACCCCUGCGGCUGAGCCUGGUGGUCUGCAACAUCCAGAAGAUCGCCAACGUCAAGGCGAUGCUCUCGGCCGCGGCCGCCUUUGGCUGCUCCGAGGUCCUCCUGGUCGGCCAGGAAAACAACGCCAGGCGCMRGGGAAUCUUCCCCCCGCCCUUUCUCGAGGCCCUGGACCGGGGAAGGAUCGCCCUGCACCGGUUCCCGAAGUGGAGGGACUGCGUCUCCUACAUGGACCGGGAGGGGAUCUUCCUGGUCGGGGUGGAGAUCGACGAGCGCAGCGAGCUCCUGGACGAGGGCUACUUUGCGCGGAACUUUUCCGGGGGCGGCCGGCGCGUCGGCGUGCUCAUGGGGAACGAGGGCCAGGGCAUCCAGCCAACGCACCUCAAGAGCUGCGGCGGACUCGUGCGGAUCCCCCAGUACGGGGCCGGGACGGCCAGCAUGAACGUCAACGUGGCCACCAGCAUCGUCCUGUACCGGUUCCGGAAGUGGAACCGGACCGGGGGCCGGAAGGAACACCAAACCCCACAACAACAACAACAACAACACCCUCGCCCAGCGGAAUCCUAGUGCCGGUGCGUGCCGUACCACACGCGCUUUCGUCGCAAACGCAACCGCGGCCACCGCUUGCAAAAUAAACGACCAAGACACCG
Messenger RNA from Pseudo-nitzschia multistriata, 877 nucleotides. NCBI's taxonomy places the organism in Eukaryota, Bacillariophyta, Bacillariophyceae, Bacillariales, Bacillariaceae. The record is from the annotation of a GenBank genome assembly.